AUGCUUUCUUCUUUCCUCUAUCCCCCCCUUUUGCCUUCAAUCUAUGUAUGUUAUGCCUUCUUUUCCUCUAUCCCCCCACCUUUGCCUUCAAUCUAUGUAUGUUAUGCCUUCUUUUCCUCUAUCCCCCCUUUUUGCCUUCAAUCUAUGUAUGUUAUGCCUUCUUUUCCUCUAUCCCCACCUUUUGCCUUCAAUCUAUGUAUGUUAUGCCUUCUUUUCCUCUAUCCCCCUUUUUUGCCUUCAAUCUAUGUAUGUUAUGCCUUCUUUUCCUCUAUCCCCACCUUUUUGCCUUCAAUCUAUGUAUGUUAUGCCUUCUUUUCCUCUAUCCCCCACCUUUUUGCCUUUCCAAUCUAUAUAUGUUAUGCCUUCUUUUCCUCUAUCCCCCCUUUUGCCUUCAAUCUAUGUAUGUUAUGCCUUCUUUUUCCUCUAUCCCCCACCUUUUGCCUUCUAUGUAUCUUAUGCCUUCUUUUUCCUCUUCUUUUUUGCCUUCAAUCUAUCCCCUCUAUCCCCACCUUUUGCCUUCAAUCUUUUUAUGCCUUUCCUCUAUCUUUUGCCUUCAAUCUAUGUAUUUAUGCCUUUUCCUCUAUCCCCACCUUUUGCCUUCAAUCUAUGUAUGUUAUGCCUUCUUUUCCUCUAUCCCCACCUUUUGCCUUCAAUCUAUGUAUGUUUUCCUCUAUGCCUUCAAUUCCUCUAUCCCCACCUUUUUGCCUUCAAUCUAUGUAUGUUUUUCCUCUAUGCCUUCUUUUCUUUUCCUCUAUCCCCCCCUUUUGCCUUCAAUCUAUGUAUGUUAUGCCUUCUUUUCCUCUAUCCCCACCUUUUGCCUUCAAUCUAUGUAUGUUAUGCCUUCUUUUCCUCUAUCCCCACCUUUUGCCUUCAAUCUAUGUAUGUUAUGCCUUCUUUUCCUGUAAACCCACCUCUUGCUUUAAUCUAUGUAUGUUAUGCCUUCUUUUCCCCCACCUUUUGCCUUAUCCCCUUCUUUUUCUCUUCCCCCUUCAAUCUAUGUAUGUUAUGCCUUCUUUUCCUCUAUCCCCACCUUUUGCCUUCAAUCUAUGUAUGUUAUGCCUUCUUUUUCCUCUAUCCCCACCUUUUGCCUUCAAUCUAUGUAUGUUAUGCUUUCUUUUCCUCUAUCCCCACCUUUUGCCUUCAAUCUAUGUAUGUUAUGCCUUCUUUCCUCUUUCCCCCCCCUUUGCCUUCAAUCUAUGUAUGUUAUGCUUUCUUUUCCUCUAUACCCCCCUCUUGCCUUUAAUCUAUGUAUGUUAUGCCUUCUUUUCCUCUAUCCCCACCUUUUGCCUUCAAUCUAUGUAUGUUAUGCCUUCUUUUCCUCUAUCCCCACCUUUUGCCUUCAAUCUAUGUUCAAUCUAUGUAUGUUAUGCCUUCUUUUCCUCUAUCCCCCUUUUGCCUUCCUUUCAAUCUAUGUAUGUUUCUUUUCUCUUCUUUUCUAUAUGUUAUACUUUCUUUUCCUCUAUCCCCCACCUUUUGCCUUCAAUCUAUGUAUGUUAUGCCUUCUUUUCCUCUAUCCCCACCUUUUGCCUUCAAUCUAUGUAUGUUAUGCCUUCUUUUCCUCUAUCCCCACCUUUUGCCUUCAAUCUAUGUAUGUUAUGCCUUCUUUCCUCUAUCCCCACCUUUUGCCUUCUUUGUAUGUUAUGCCUUCUUUUCCUCUAUCCCCACCUUUUGCCUUCAAUCUAUGUAUGUUAUGCCUUCUUUUCCUCUAUCCCCACAUUUUUGCCUUCAAUCUAUGUAUGUUAUGCCUUCUUUUCCUCUAUCCCCCCUUUUGCCUUCAAUCUAUGUAUGUUAUGCCUUCUUUUCCUCUAUCCCCCCACCUUUUGCCUUCAAUCUAUGUAUGUUAUGCCUUCUUUUCCUCUAUCCCCACCUUUUGCCUUCAAUCUAUGUAUCCCCCCUUUUUUUGCCUUAUGCCUUCUUUUUUCCUCUAUCCCCCACCUUUUGCCUUCAAUCUAUGUAUGUUAUGCCUUCUUUUCUGCCCCACCUUGCUUCAAUCUAUGUAUGUUAUGCCUUCUUUCCUCUAUCCCCUUUUGCCUUCAAUCUAUGUAUAUGUAUGCCUUCUUUUCCUCUAUCCCACCUUUUGCCUUCAAUCUAUGUAUGUUAUGCCUUCUUUUCCUCUAUCCCCACCUUUUUUUGCCUUCAAUCUAUGUAUGUUAUGCCUUCUCUUCCUUUUCCUCUAUCCCCCCCCUUUUGCCUUCAAUCUAUGUAUGUUAUGCUUUCUUUUCCUCUAUCCCCCCUUUUGCCUUUUUUAUACUUUCUUUUCUCUAUCCUUCAAUCUAUUUAUGUUAUGCCUUCUUUUCCUCUAUCCCCAUCUUUUGCCUUCAAUCUAUGUAUGUUAUGCCUUCUUUUCCUCUAUCUCCCCACCUUUUGCCUUCAAUCUAUGUAUGUUAUGCCUUCUUUUCCUCUAUCCCCACCUUUUGCCUUCAAUCUAUUUAUGUUAUGCCUUCUUUUUCCUCUAUCCCCACCUUUUGCCUUCAAUCUAUGUUAUGCCUUCUUUUCCUAUCCCCCUUUUCCUUCAUCUAUCCUUUUCCUCUAUCCCCUUUUUUGCCUUCAAUCUAUGUAUGUUAUGCCUUCUUUUCCUCUAUCCCCCCCACCUUUUGCCUUCAAUCUAUGUAUGUUAUGCCUUCUUUUCCUCUAUCCCCACCUUUUGCCUUCAAUCUAUAUAUGUUAUGCCUUCUUUUCCUCUAUCCCCACAUUUUGCCUUCAAUCUAUGUAUGUUAUGCCUUCUUUUCCUCUAUCCCCACCUUUUGCCUUCAAUCUAUGUAUGUUAUGCCUUCUUUUCCUCUAUCCCCACCUUUUGCCUUCAAUCUAUGUAUGUUAUGCUUUCUUUUCCUCUAUCCCCACCUUUUGCCUUCAAUCUAUGUAUGUUAUGCCUUCUUUUCCUCUAUCCCCACCUUUUGCCUUCAAUCUAUGUAUGUUAUGCCUUUUUUCCUCUAUCCCCACCUUUUGCCUUCAAUCUAUGUAUGUUAUGCCUUCUUUUCCUCUAUCCCCACCUUUUUAUGCCUUCUUUCCUCUAUCCCCCCCUUUUGCCUUCAAUCUAUGUAUGUUAUGCCUUCUUUUCCUCUAUCCCCACCUUUUGCCUUCAAUCUAUGUAUGCCUUCUUUCUAUUUUGUUCAUGUUGUUAUGCCUUCUUUUCCUCUAUCCCCCUCUACCUUUUGCCUUCAAUCUAUGUAUGUUAUGCCUUCUUUUCCUCUAUCCCCUUUUUGCCUUCAAUCUAUGUAUGUUUUUUCUUUUCCUCUAUCCCCCACCUUUUGCCUUCAAUCUAUGUAUGUUAUGCCUUCUUUUCCUCUAUCCCCCCCUUUUGCCUUCAAUCUAUAUGUUAUGCCUUCUUUUCCUCUAUCCCCCCACUUCUUUUAUGUUAUGCCUUCUUUUCCUCUAUAUGCCUUCAAUCUAUUAUUAUGCCUUCUUUUCCUCUAUCCCCCCUUUUGCCUUCAAUCUAUGUAUGUUAUGCCUUCCCACCUUUUCCUUCUCUAUCCCCUCUAUCCCCACCUUUUGCCUUCAAUCUAUGUAUGUUAUGCCUUCUUUUCCUCUAUCCCCACCUUUUGCCUUCAAUCUAUAUGUUGUGUUCUUUUCCUCUAUAUUUUGCCUUCUUUUAUCCUCCUAUCCCCCCCUUUUUGCCUUCAAUCUAUAUGUUAUGCCUUCUUUUCUUUCCCCCCACCCUUCAAUCUAUCCCCCCCCCCACCUUUUGCCUUCAAUCUAUGUAUGUUAUCCCCACCUUUUGCCUUUUUUCCUCUAUCCCCACCUUUUGCCUUCAAUCUAUGUAUGUUAUGCCUUCUUUUCCUCUAUCCCCCCCCACCUUUUGCCUUCAAUCUAUGUAUGUUAUGCCUUCUUUUCCUCUAUCCCCCCUUUUGCCUUCAAUCUAUGUAUGUUAUGCCUUCUUUUCCUCUAUCCCCUUUUUUCUAUGUUCAAUCUAUCUUUUUUGUUAUGCCUUCUUUCCUCUAUCCCCCCCCCUUUUGCCUUCAAUCUAUGUAUGUUAUGCCUUCUUUUCCUCUAUCCCCACCUUUUGCCUUCAAUCUAUGUAUGUUAUGCCUUCUUCUUUUCCUUCAAUCCCCCCUUUUUUCCUCUAUCCCCCCACCUCUAUGUAUGUUAUGCCUUCUUUUCCUCUAUCCCCCUCUACCUUUUGCCUUCAAUCUAUGUAUGUUAUGCCUUCUUUUCCUCUAUCCCCUCUAUCCCCACCUUUUGCCUUCAAUCUAUGUAUUAUGUUUCUUUUCUCUAUCCCCACCUUUUGCCUUCUAUUUCCUUUCCUCUAUCCCCACCUUUUGCCUUCAAUCUAUGUAUGUUAUGCCUUCUUUUCUUAUCCCCACCUUUUGCCUUCAAUCUAUGUAUGUUUCUUUUCCUCUAUCCCCCACCUUUUGCCUCUAUCCUUUUCAUCUACCCCCACAUUUGCCUUCAAUCUAUGUAUGUUAUGCCUUCUUUUCCUCUAUCCCCCACCUUUUUGCCUUCAAUCUAUGUAUGUUAUGCCUUCUUUUCCUCUAUCCCCACCUUUUGCCUUCAAUCUAUGUAUGUUAUACCUUCUUUUCCUCUAUUCUUUUUAAUCUAUGUAUGUUAUGCCUUCUUUUUCUAUCCCCACUUUUUGCCUUCAAUCUAUGUAUGUUAUACCUUCUUUCCUCUCUCUCCCCCCUUUUGCCUUCAAUCUAUGUAUGUUAUGCCUUCUUUUCCUCUAUCCCCACCUUUUGCCUUCAAUCUAUGUAUGUUAUGCCUUCUUUUCCUCUAUCCCCACCUUUUUGCCUUCAAUCUAUGUAUGUUAUGCCUUCUUUUCCUCUAUCCCCCACCUUUUGCCUUCAAUCUAUGUAUGUUAUGCCUUCUUUUCCUCUAUCCCCCCCUUUUUGCCUUCAAUCUAUGUAUGUUAUACCUUUUUCCUCUAUCCCCACCCUUUUGCCUUCAAUCUAUGUAUGUUAUGCCUUUCUUUUCCUCUCUCCCCUUUUGCCUUCAAUCUAUUAUGUUAUGCCUUCUUUCCUCUAUCCCCACCUUUUGCCUUCAAUCUAUGUAUGUUAUACCUUCUUUUCCUCUAUCCCCACCUUUUUGCCUUCAAUCUCUGUAUUAUGCCUUAUCUAUCCCCACCUUUUGCCUUCUUUUCCUUCUUUUCCUCCCCCCACCUUUUGCCUUCAAUCUAUGUAUGUUAUGCCUUCUUUUCCUCUAUUUUUGCCUUCAAUCUAUAUAUUUAUGCUUUCUUUUCCUCUAUCCCCACCUUUUGCCUUCAAUCUAUGUAUGUUAUGCCUUCUUUUCCUCUAUCCCCACCUUUUGCCUUCAAUCUAUGUAUUUAUGCUUUCUUUCCUCUUUCCCCCCCCUUUCCCCAAUCUAUGUUUUAUGCCUUCUUUCUUCUAUCCCCCUUUUGCCUUCAAUCUAUGUAUGUUAUUAUGCCUUCUUUUCCUCUAUUCCUCAUUACCUUUUGCCUUCAAUCUAUGUAUGUUCUUUUCCUCUAUCCCCCUUUUGCCUCUCUUUAUAUUUAUACCUUCUUUUCCUCCCCACCUUUUGCCUUCAAUCUAUGUAUGUUAUAUCUUCUUUUCCUCUAUCCCCCCCCUUUUGCCUUCAAUCUAUGUAUGUUAUUUCUUUUCCUCUAUCCCCCCUUUUCACCUCUAUCUAUGUUAUGCCCCUUUUCCUCUAUCCCCACCUUUUGCCUUCAAUCUAUGUAUGUUAUGCCUUCUUUUCCUCUAUCCCCCCCUUUUGCCUUCAAUCUAUGUAUGUUAUGCCUUCUUUUCCUCUAUCCCCCCACCUUUGCCUUCAAUCUAUGUUUAUGCCUUCUUUUCCUCUAUCCCCCCCUUUUGCCUUCAAUCUCUGUAA
Molecule: messenger RNA, 5778 nt
Organism: Acanthosepion pharaonis
Lineage: Eukaryota; Metazoa; Mollusca; Cephalopoda; Sepiida; Sepiidae
Source: the annotation of a GenBank genome assembly